CAAGUUCCAACAACUCAUGUCGUUUACUUACUUACUUUGUGAUGCUGCACAUACUCCCAAAUGGUAUGGAAGGCUUAACACCUGAUAACUCCUUCGGUUGAUGUUACUGUUGUGUGAUGCGGUGUUGCCUUUGAGCGAGAUGUUUUGAAACUCCGGCCCUCUUCUCGUGUAUAUACAUUGUCUUCCGCUGUCUCUCGCCGCAUUCCGCAGGGAUAGUAUCGUUUAUUCGUCUUCUCAGAAUCGACUUCCGCUGCCCACCGCCAAGAUGGAUAUGGACAUGGAUAUGUCGGGCAUGGGCCACAUGUCUAUGGGAAAUGGCGUGCCUGGUCUGUUCUACCUCCAGAAAAUGUACUGGGCAGUCAUAGGUAGUGCUGUCGCCGCGGGUACCGUUGUGAACCUGCUCAAUCGCUACCUUGCCUAUCAAAGACUUCGGGACACUUCCCUCACUCCUUCCAAGCCCAAGUCGCUGUUCUUCAACACGUAUGCCACCCUCACGGCAGUUGUCCGCGAGUCCAGCUAUGCGACGCUGCCUCCGCUAUCAAUUCGCAGCCACACCUUUCAUUUCGCGCCACUGGGCCCAGUGGCCGUCAUCCUAGCUAACCUUGUUGUCGUGCUGGUCUUUUGCUUCUACAAGCUGGACACAACCGACCAAUGGAGCUGGGAGAACGUGGGCUACCGGACCGGGUUCGUCGCCAUCGCACAGUUGCCUCUGAUCUUCCUGCUAGCCGGGAGACAGAAUCUUAUCGGAGCCCUGGUAGGCAUGAGCUAUGAACGCUUGAACUGGUACCAUCGGUGGGUGGCUCGAACGCUAUGGCUGACGGCCACCAUCCACAUGGCAUUCUGGUUCCGUGACUGGGGUCGGUACAACUAUAUCACAUACGAAAUCAAGAACUACCCCUUGGUUGCACGGGGUCUAGCCGCAUGGGUCAUUUUGACCUGGAUUGUGGUCACCUCCGCGGCGCCGAUCCGUAGGUUCGGAUAUGAGUUCUUUGUCCUGCAACACCUUGUCACGUUUGUUGGGUUCAUCGCGGCCGUCUGGCUGCACGCCCCAGCGGAGGUCAAGGUCUGGAUCUGGAUUUCGAUUGGGUUCCUCGUUUUCGAUCGAGUGGCGCGCUAUCUCUGGGCUACGUACAUCAAUAUGUCUAUCUUCCAUCGUUCGAGAUCCUCGAAACACGCACUCUGGGCCAACCAGGCGACUUUCACCCCUCUGCCGGGGAAUGUCACCCGCGUCACGAUCGAAAAUCCGGGUGUCAGUUGGAAGCCGGGCCAACAUGUGUUUCUCACAUGCCAUUCGAUUGCCCCCUUACAGAGCCAUCCAUUCACGAUCGCCUCCAUCCCCGAAGACAACAAGCUCGAAAUCUUCGUACGCGCCGAGAAAGGUGGAACCCGGCGUUUCUUCCGUUACGCGUCCAAACGCCACGAUGUGCUCGGAUCCGGGGAAGUUGCAUCAUCAAAACAGACGCGGACGGUGUUUCUCGAAGGUCCCUACGGUCAGAUGAGGCCGCUCCAGCAGUUCGACAGCGUGGUCAUGCUAGCGGGCGGAAUGGGUGUGACAUAUACCAUGCCAUGUCUGCGGAGCAUCGUGGCCAAAUGGAAGAUAGAUUGCGCACAGAGCGGGCCAUCAGCCAAGCGCCUCGCGGCAACCAAACGCAUCCGCUUCGUCUGGGUGGUCAAAUCGCGGACCCAGCUCAGCUGGUUCGAGAGCCAGCUGCAGUCCGUGCUGGCAGACGCGGCCGAAUGCCAACGCGCCAAUCCCGAUAUCAUCCGGGAGAUCGAGCUGAGCAUCUACAUCACCUGCGACGAGAAGCUCGAGCAGCCGGCUGGGACGCAGGCCACUCUGUGCGCCCAGACACCCUCCACCGUCGUAGCCCAGUCCAGGGCGUCAAUCGAAACGACGGACGAGAAACGCACCGAGAAGCUCGUCGAAAAGGACGACAUUUCCAUCCGGGAGACUGGUUGUCAACCAGGCGGAGGCUGCUGCUGCACCGCAACCAUCGAGGAUGAAGACGUGACCUGCACGAACAAGUGUACCUGCUCCGGACAUGCGGGAACCGCUACUGCAUCAUCCGGCUCCGAGAAAGCCGCGGAGAAGCCAGCAUCAGCAGAUAAAAAGCCCACAUUCCAAGCCCACCCGCUGAUGGUAUUGUCUGGUCGCCCCCAGACCCGCAACAUUAUCCGCAAGGUGCUCGAACGAGCCGAGGGUGAGAGCGCGGUGGUCGUCUGCGGGCCGCAGGGCCUGGCGGACGAUACGCGCCGCAGCGUGGUGUCACUGAGCGAUGAGCGGGCGGUGCACAAGGGUACUGGAGCGCAGGGGAUAUACCUGCAUAUCGAGCAGUUCGGGUGGUAGUAUAUUAGCAACGAC
Molecule: messenger RNA, 2362 nt
Organism: Aspergillus homomorphus CBS 101889
Lineage: Eukaryota; Fungi; Ascomycota; Eurotiomycetes; Eurotiales; Aspergillaceae
Product: ferric reductase family protein
Exons: 2
Coding region: 266-2347 (693 amino acids)
Biological process (GO): copper ion import; iron ion transport; intracellular iron ion homeostasis
Cellular component (GO): plasma membrane
Molecular function (GO): ferric-chelate reductase activity
Source: RefSeq, a predicted model, not a curated record